UCCGUUCCCUGUCCCGCCUUGGCCCCGCCCCCUCCCACCACCCUGGGCUGCCAGUGCCUGUCACCUCUCCCAGAGCCCAGACGAGGCAGUGGAGGCAGCGGUGGCAGGGGGCUGCAGGAGCAAGUGACCAGGAGCAGGACUGGGGACAGAUCAUCAUGCCUGGGAGUUGGGGGAGCGGGUGUGCUGCCUCGGAGUCCGCGUGUGUGAAUCCUUGAGACGGGGUGACGCUGGGGUUGGAGUCGGAGGGCAGAGGUGCUGACCCUGUCCUGGGACCUUCCGGGCCUGAUCGCCCCUACACGAACCAGACCCUUCGCCGCCCUCACGAUGACUACCUCUCCGAUCCUGCAGUUGCUGUUGCGGCUCUCACUGUGGGGGCUGCUGCUCCGGAGGGCGGAGACAGGCUCUGAGGGGCAGACGGCGGGAGAGCUGUACCAGCGCUGGGAACGGUACCGCAGGGAGUGCCAGGAGACCUUGGCAACCGCGGAACCGCCUUCAGGCCUCGCCUGUAACGGGUCUUUCGAUAUGUACGUCUGCUGGAACUAUGCUGCACCCAACGCCACUGCCCGUGCGUCCUGCCCCUGGUACCUGCCCUGGCACCACCACGUGGCUGCAGGUUUCGUCCUCCGCCAUUGUGGCAGUGACGGCCAAUGGGGACUUUGGAGAGACCACACACAAUGUGAGAACCCAGAGAAGAAUGAGGCCUUUCUGGACCAAAGGCUCAUCUUGGAGCGGCUGCAGGUCAUGUACACCGUCGGCUACUCCCUGUCUCUCGCCACACUGCUGCUAGCCCUGCUCAUCUUGAGCUUGUUCAGGCGACUACAUUGCACUAGAAACUAUAUCCACAUCAACCUGUUCACGUCUUUCACACUGCGAGCGGCGGCGAUUCUCAGCCGAGACCGUCUACUACCUCGACCUGGCCCCUACCUUGGGGACCAGGCCCCUGUGCUGUGGAACCAGGCCCUCGCUGCCUGCCGCACGGCCCAGAUCGUGACCCAGUACUGCGUGGGUGCCAACUACACAUGGCUGCUGGUGGAGGGCGUCUACUUGCACAGUCUCCUGGUGCUCGUGGGAGGCUCCGAGGAGGGCCACUUCCGCUACUACCUGCUCCUCGGCUGGGGGGCCCCCGCGCUUUUCGUCAUUCCCUGGGUGAUCGUCAGGUACCUGUACGAGAACACGCAGUGCUGGGAGCGCAACGAAGUCAAGGCCAUUUGGUGGAUUAUACGGACCCCCAUCCUCAUGACCAUCUUGAUUAAUUUCCUCAUUUUUAUCCGCAUUCUUGGCAUUCUCCUGUCUAAGCUGAGGACACGGCAAAUGCGCUGCCGGGAUUACCGGCUGAGGCUGGCUCGCUCCACGCUGACGCUGGUGCCCCUGCUGGGUGUCCACGAGGUGGUGUUUGCUCCCGUGACCGAGGAACAGGCCCGGGGAGCCCUGCGCUUUGCCAAGCUCGGCUUUGAGAUCUUCCUCAGCUCCUUCCAGGGCUUGCUGGUCAGCGUCCUCUACUGCUUCAUCAACAAGGAGGUAGGAAGAGCCCCGGCCGCCGCCCUCGCCCUCUGGCGGCAGCGCGGUACGGCGCAGCCUCUGAGCGCCAUCGUGUCGCAGGUGCAGUCGGAGAUCCGCCGUGGCUGGCACCACUGCCGCCUGCGCCGCAGCCUGGGCGAGGAGCAGCGCCAGCUCCCGGAGCGCGCCUUCCGGGCCCUGCCCUCCGGCUCCGACCCCGGCGAGGUCCCCACCGGCCGCGGCUUGUCUUCGAGGACCCUCCCAGGGCCUGGGAAUGAGGCCAGACGGGUGUUGGAAAGUUACUGCUAGGGGGCGGGAUCCCUGUGUCUGUUCAGUUAGCAUGGAUUUAUUGAGUGCCUACUGCGUGCCAGGCCCAGUAUGGAGGACGAUGGGGAAAUGGUGAAGGAAACAGAAAAAAGGUCCCUCCUGGAGAUGACAACUGAGUGGGGAAGACAGACCGUGCACACAAAACAUCAAGUUCCACACACGCUACAGAAUGGUUAUGAAGGGAAGUGAGAAGGGUGCCUAGGGUGGUCUGGGAGGUGUCUCCAAGGAGAUGACAUUUAAGCCAUCCCCGAAAGAGGUGAAGGAGAUCGCUUUGGGGAGAGCUGCAUAACAGGAUUCUAGGCGGAAGCGACAGCAUAGGCAAAGGCCCUUGGGCAGGAAGGCGAUCCGCCUUGGCUGGAGUAGAAUUAAGUCAGAGCCAACAGGUGGGGAGAGAAAGAGAGAAGUGGGCAGGGGCACACGAGUUGGGAUUUCAUUUCAGGUGCUUUGGAGAUUCUUAGGAGUGUCUCUUGGGGGUAAUAUUUUAUUUUUUUUAAAAUGAGACAGGAUCUCACUGUUACCCAGGUUGGUCUUGAACUCCUGGGCUCAAGUAA
Molecule: messenger RNA, 2375 nt
Organism: Chlorocebus sabaeus (green monkey)
Lineage: Eukaryota; Metazoa; Chordata; Mammalia; Primates; Cercopithecidae
Source: RefSeq, a predicted model, not a curated record